Molecule: messenger RNA, 901 nt
Organism: Perca fluviatilis (European perch)
Lineage: Eukaryota; Metazoa; Chordata; Actinopteri; Perciformes; Percidae
Product: CD59 glycoprotein-like
Source: RefSeq, a predicted model, not a curated record
AUGAAGCGCUCCCUGGGUAUCUGUCUGCUGUUCGGCUCCGCUCUGAAUCGAUCGGCUAUCCGCUGUUUCAGCUGUAAGGACUACACGGCCAGCUGCUCCAAACAACGAGAGUGUAGCUAUGACGACGCAUGCCUCACACUCAGCGAGAGAGGGGGGAUGACCUACCGUCAGUGUCUCAAGUAUUCAGACUGUGAGUACGGCCGGCUGGCCCAGAUGUUCCCCCAGGUUUCCAGUUUUACCUUCAAGUGCUGCAACUCCGACCUGUGUAACUCCGCCCCUUUGUCAGCAGCAAGCUCUGUGAUUGGUCUGCUGGCCGCGGCCGCUGUGACGUGGUGGUGCGUCCACUGAUACACCACCACAACAACAACAACAACAGCAACUACAGCAGCUUCGCUAACAGCCAAUCAGAAUCACACAAUGUUACAACUAAUCUCAUCUAGUUCAAGAUGUCGGAUAACAGGGUCAAAACAGACAGACAGGCAGAGAGACAGACAGGCAGGCAAGCAGGCAGACAGACAGAGAGAGAGACAGACAGACAGGCAGAGAGACAGGCAAACAGACAGACAGACAGAGAGAGAGACAUACAGACAGACAGGCAGAAAGACAGACAGACAGGCAGAGAGAGACAUACAGACAGGCAGGCAGACAGACAGACAGGUUGAUUUGGAGAAUGCUGACAGCUCUCUUCAUGGUGGAAACUUUAACAGCUUUAUAUGUUUAUAUUAUUAAAAGAUUUAAUAUCCUUAAAGUCAUGUUUCAUGGAACCAUGGUAACCAUGGUAUCUGUGGGUAUCAGCUGUUUGACAGGAAACAGCGUCUCUAACUACAGACCUUCAAAAUAAAAGAGUCUUUAAUAACUUGUCUGAUUUAAAUCAAUAAAUGGUGACAAACUGGAAACACUC